UUCUCAGCUCUGCGCUUGCGCGCCAGACUCUCGGCUGAGUUUGGAGAGUCGCCUUCUCUCGAGCCCACGAUGGCCGGAACCGCGCUGAAGAGGCUGAUGGCGGAAUACAAACAGCUGACGCUGAACCCGCCGGAGGGAAUCGUCGCCGGUCCUGCCAACGAGGAGAACUUCUUCGAGUGGGAGGCUCUGAUCAUGGGUCCCCAGGACACGUGCUUCGAGGGCGGAGUCUUUCCUGCCGUGCUCAGCUUCCCCUCCGACUACCCUCUGAGUCCUCCCAAGAUGAGGUUCACCUGCGACAUGUUCCACCCCAACAUCUACCCGGACGGACGCGUCUGCAUCUCCAUCCUUCACGCGCCAGGCGACGACCCCAUGGGCUACGAGAGCAGCGCUGAGAGGUGGAGCCCGGUCCAGAGCGUGGAGAAGAUCCUGCUGUCUGUGGUCAGCAUGCUGGCGGAGCCCAACGAUGAGAGCGGCGCCAACGUGGACGCCUCCAAGAUGUGGCGGGAAGAUCGGCAGCAGUUCUUCAGGCUGGCUCAGAAGAUCGUCCGCAAGUCGCUGGGACUGUAGACCUCACCCCUGAGGACUGGACUGGACUGGACUGGACUGGGUGACGCUGGUGUCGCCGGACUCAGCCGUGGAUUCGAGUCCAUCCCUGUCAAUGACUGAGACUUGUUAGCCACCUGUGUGAAUACAGUCGCCUGCGUGC
Messenger RNA from Synchiropus splendidus (mandarinfish), 706 nucleotides. It is a transcript of the gene ube2g2, whose product is annotated as ubiquitin-conjugating enzyme E2G 2 (UBC7 homolog, yeast). Gene Ontology annotation, cellular component: endoplasmic reticulum; cytosol. The record is from RefSeq and is a predicted model, not a curated record. NCBI's taxonomy places the organism in Eukaryota, Metazoa, Chordata, Actinopteri, Syngnathiformes, Callionymidae. The transcript is spliced from 6 exons. The coding region runs from base 70 to 567 and encodes 165 amino acids.